Aphanomyces astaci is the source of this 429-nucleotide messenger RNA. RefSeq lists its product as hypothetical. Lineage: Eukaryota; Oomycota; Saprolegniomycetes; Saprolegniales; Verrucalvaceae. The record is from RefSeq and is a predicted model, not a curated record. Bases 1 to 429 code for a protein of 142 amino acids. The transcript has 2 exons.
AUGAGCAAACAAUGCGACGAGUCGUUUCUUUCUGAUGCCAUUGGCAGCGACGACGACCUCGAUGACCACGACUACUCCAAGGACCAACGUGACUCAACAACAUCGGGCAAUCCCAACGACGACCCCGACGUUGACGAGUACUGGGCAGAGAACGAUGCUGCCGAUCCUGGGCGGCAAGCCGACGCCCUACUUGACAACGAAGUUGCAACACGUCACACAGGCAAGGGCAAGGGAAAAUCCAAAGUCGUCCCACGCAAGUUCCCAAUGCCGGAGAAGCGCCUGCCCCCUCGAAAGGGCUUCUCGUACAUGUAUAUGGCUGCGCAGAAUGAAACGACUCAGCUGAACGUGAGAAGACGUUGCGACAAGCAUGACCAGCGCCCUUUCAAGAUCCCGUUGCCGUGUACGCAGACCACCCGCAUACUCGCAUGA